CAGAAGAUAUCCCAGGGCCUGGCGGCCAGGCCGAGCAGCCAGCCGGGAGCAGCUGACGCAGCUGUGGAACCCGAUGCGGUGGUAAGAAGGCAGGAAGCUUUGGCAGCAGCUCGCCUCAGGAUGCAAGAGGAGUUGAACGCACAAGCAGAAAGAUACAAAGAAAAACAAAGACAGCUUGAAGAAGAGAAACGAAGGCAGAAGAUAGCAAUGUGGGAAAGUAUGCAAGAAGGAAAAAGCUAUAAAGGAAACCUGAAACUGAAUCAGCAAGAAGUAGAAUCUGGUGCCUCCACCUCAUCAGCACUCUCGAAAUCUAAACCAAACAAAAAGCCCUUGCGAGGAGGUGGCUAUAACCCCCUCUCUGGAGAAGGAGGCGGAACUUGUUCCUGGAGGCCAGGCCGGAGAGGCCCGUCAGCAGGUGGAUGA
Messenger RNA from Charadrius vociferus (killdeer), 423 nucleotides. RefSeq names its product VCP-interacting membrane protein (gene SELENOS). Gene Ontology annotation, biological process: retrograde protein transport, ER to cytosol; endoplasmic reticulum unfolded protein response. The transcript has 5 exons. The record is from RefSeq and is a predicted model, not a curated record. NCBI's taxonomy places the organism in Eukaryota, Metazoa, Chordata, Aves, Charadriiformes, Charadriidae. The annotation marks the transcript as partial. Gene Ontology annotation, cellular component: Derlin-1 retrotranslocation complex; endoplasmic reticulum membrane; Derlin-1-VIMP complex.